This is a messenger RNA of Equus caballus (horse), 6369 nucleotides long. It is a transcript of the gene TTC6, whose product is annotated as tetratricopeptide repeat domain 6. The record is from RefSeq and is a predicted model, not a curated record. Lineage: Eukaryota; Metazoa; Chordata; Mammalia; Perissodactyla; Equidae. Gene Ontology annotation, molecular function: protein binding.
AUGCCAAGUAAGCAAUUGGUCAAGUUGGGCAAAAGCGGCGGAUCUAGGCGUCUCCAGCGCAAGAGGCUCUUUGGGACCAGCGUCGUCACCGCCGAGAGAGCGGAGCCCGCUCGCCCUGGGUUUGCACCCCCAGUCCGAGGCCGCCCCGGAGCUGCUUCCGCGGCGCGGAAACCGCGUUCUUCCUUCCCACCCACCGGGUCCGAGCCCACCCGGCCGCUCCGCCCCCGAAAGGCCGGUUGGGUACUCUGCCGGGCGGCGGCGGUGCCAACCUUCCCGCCGCCUGAAUGGGAGCAGGGCCGUCCCCGGAGGAGGGACAAAUUAGUCGAGAUGUCCACGAUUUCGAAGCACUUUGGACUGAAAUACAAAGAAGAAUCGUACAUCUUUAAAGAGCUUGAGAAGGUUCGCCAGGAGACUAGAAAGGAUUUCCUCCGAUUCAAGCAGAAUUUGGUCUCCAAGGCGGCCGUGGAUGGAGGCCCCGUCUGCGGCCUCCAGGCGCCCGACCCGGCCCGGCCUGGGGCGCAGGGCGGCGCUGCUCAGGCUGGACCCCAAAAGCCAUCGGGGUCCCCUCGGGCUAAAGGCGCUACGGCCCCCCUGCAGCGGGCGCGCCCCCCGAGCCCGAGCCAGGCGGCGGCUCCCGGGAGGACGCGGCCCUUUCGGCCCCAGGCCUUCUACCUGCGGAGCUCAGCGUUCCUGCGGCCGCGUCCCCCCCACAGGCCGCCGGCCAUCGCCUCCGGGGCCGGCACGUCCAGGCCGGUGGUCCUGAGGCCGCCGCCGCCGGCGCAUGCGGACAGGGUCACGUCCAGGGCGCGCCCGGGCCCGCGGAGCCCCCUGCCCGCGGGCUCCAAGCCGGCUUUCGACUCGGCCCGCGGCCACCGCGCGACUCAGGAGGCGGCCCCGCCCGCAGAGGCCGGGCGGCUGGGCAGCUCGAUUGCCAGCGAGGAGAGCGGCGUGGAGGCGGCGGGCUGGCCGCAGAGAAUGUGGAUUCGCAGGCGCUUCCUGCGCGAGGGCUCGGCCGCCUCGACCUGCAGAACGGUCCGCGAGGGCUUCCGCGAGAGGGCGCUGUCCGGCGCGGCGCGGGAGGCCGGCCUGCGGACCCCGUGGCCCUCGCGGGCCAUGCCCACCACCAUCGAGGAGGUCAUCGCCUCCCUGGAGUCCGAGGCCCAGCUGGCCUCCGACCAGACCGUCAGAGAGCUCAUCCAGAGCGUCCUCGGGCCCAACUACGACCUUAAGACGGAAGAAAUUUCUUCAAUGGGAAAAAUGCACUGGCAUAAAGCAUCUCAAGCGCAAGCAGAUCAAGGAUUACAGGUUUUCCAGCAGAAGGUGCUUGAGGAACUUCCUGAGGGUGUACCAAGUGUUUUGCAGAUUGAACAAGAGGAUAUAUUUGAAUGGGGAGUCUCAGAAGCAGAAAGCCUGCUAUUUAAACCUCAGGAAACUUUGGAAGUCCAGCCAGCAGAUGAAUCAAGUAAACCUUUGGAAGAUGAGGCACCUGCAGGUGACUCAAAAGCAGCCAAACGGGUAUCUUUAAAGGUGAAAUCAUCAGAAUUGUUGCAAAUCAGAGGAAAAGAAGUUAAGCGAACACGAAAAAGUAUAUUAGGACUUCCACAACAGAGACAAAAAAAGUCUUCAAAACUCCCGAGGGAUCAAAAACUACCUAAACAAAAAAUUCCACCAGACUACUCUACUCCUACCCUUCACGAUCUGUGCGCCACUGUCCCAGCCCGGGAGCUGCCCAUUGACCUGCGCCUGGCUUCUCGAGUGUAUCAUACAGCCAGCAAGAAAGGCCACAGUCCUCUGCUGGGGCUAUUUGGAACCUCUUUCUCAGGUGAUCCCUCGACAGAUGAAGAGCAAAGAGACAGAAUCCUGCAAGGAGUUCCUGUUACGGAAAAUAAUCAAGAAUAUGUUGCCGUCCUUCCAACAGCAUCAGGGGUUCGACCUGAAUUGGCACCAGGAACUAGACAGCGCGCUCACAAACCAGACCUACAACUCUUGGGAGAGGAAGUGUCUGCUUACCCAGGAUUUACGAAGUUGUUUUGGAAUCUCGCUUCACCCAAGUUCUCUGUUCCGGUAUCUGUCAUGAGGGAAACCCUAUAUCCAAAAUAUGAGAGUGUUCAAGCAAGCAGAAUUUUAACUGAGAAAUUUUCAUCUGAAAACAAGGAAAAUGUGAUUAUUUUAGAUCAGUAUAGCAAAAGUUCCAGGUUUUUUUCCCUAACAAAAUCUGCAUCAUUUGAAAAUAUCCAAAAGUGUUUCGACACACGAUCUCCACAAUUAAAGAGAGUAAAGUCAGCAGUUGAACUGAGGAAGGAGGAGACCACAGCCCCGUUAGAGAUUAAGGAUGACAUGCAGAGCAAUAUAAAGCAGGUGAUGUUUCAGAAAGCAAGGGAGCUGGAGCGUCAGAUGACUGCACACAGCGAGACUGAAGAACGCACCUCUGUGAAAGAAAAUAUAGAUACCAUCUUAGACAACCUGCAGACCAAGCGCAGUGUGAAAGAGCUCUCUCACUCUCUCAUUGAAGCAUCUAGGAAAGCUGGCAUUACUUACAUUGUUUAUCCCAAGAAAAAGAAGUUGAAACAGAAGAAAGGAUUGAAACUCAGUAAACUUACGAUGGUGUAUGAUGAGUUGUCCAAGCCUCCAAAAACUAUUACAAGAUCAACGUCUCAUGGAGUCCUUCCUGGACAGAAGAAACAUUCGCUCAAAGUCCCAGUACAUGAACGUCUGUAUCAGUGUCCCAGCCUACCUAUGUGUUUAAAUUUUGACAAAUUUGCCCAAAGUAAGGGAGGAAUUCCAGAAAAUAGCAACCCUCGAACAUGGGCUCUUGGGAUGUUCUCUCAGCAUAAACGUCAGAAGACAGCUACCGCAGAGAAAGCUGUUAAAAUAUCUGCUCAUAAGGAGCUAGCUGAAGGAGUGAAAGGACCACUGAAACUAGAAUUGAGCGAUUCUUUGAAGUCUGAUCUUCCUCUAGAGGUCAUUAAACAUUACGAAUCCGAAGUGGAGAUCUUGACUAAAGAAAUAAAUGAUAAGACAAAAUAUCCUGCAUUUUCAUAUUGUAGGCGUGGAGCUAUUUACAGGAAACUGGGAAAGUUACAGAGUGCCAUGAAUGAUCUACAGGCAGCUAUACUCUUGGAGCCAUUGUUUCUCAAUGCCUAUUGGCACCGACAUUUCAUUUAUCUUUUCCAAGACAAAAUUAACGAUGCUUUGGAUGACUUGAAUUAUAUAAACAAACAUAAUAAAAAUAAUGCAGGGGCAUAUUUGUCAAAGGCAGAAAUUUUCAGGAGAAAAGAAGACAUUACUUUGGCAAUUCUAAACUAUACCCAGGCAAUUAAGUGUAAGCCCAUGGAUGCUGAUAUGUAUUUCAGGAGGGGUGAGAUGCAUGAAAUAGCAAACAAGGUGUUGGCCAUUGAUGACUUUUCUAAAUGUAUUUUUUAUGAUCCCAAAAGAACAGAUGCCUUAAUGAAACGUGGGAUGUUUUACUACGAAAAUGAAAACUGGAUUGCAGCCACACAGGAUUUCACAGCCUUGUUAGAUAUAGAUCCCCAAAAUUCUCAAGCAAGGACAUGCCGAGGGAGAGCGUAUUUUAAACGGCGCUUAUAUAAGCAAGCAAUUCAGGAUCUUUCUGUUGCCAUUCACUUGGAUCCUAACAACUGGGUAGCCUUCUACAACAGGGCCUGCUUAUUGAGAAAGUGCAACCCUUUCAGAGCGCUCCAGGAUUUCAGCGUUUCAGCUCUCAUAAAUGACAGCUAUGAGAAUCUGAGUUGUUUUCUGCAUCGGGGCAUACUCUAUGCUGAUCAAAAACUUUGGUUGCUGGCAAUCUGUGACUUCGAAACUGUUAUUUCUCUAGACAGAACUGUUAGUUUGGCUUAUAUAAAUAUUGGCCUCAUAUAUCUGCUACACUUGGAUAACUACAUUGAAGCCAUUUGGCAUUUUUCUGAGGCUAUUAAACUUGAUCCUUUAUAUAUUCAAAGCUAUAUUUGUCGAGCAGAAACCUAUCAUAAGCUGCAUAAACUGAAAAAGGCAGUAAGAGAGUUAUCUCGUGCGAUCCACCUUCACCCAGAUGGAAUCCAAUUAUACAUAAUCAGAGGACAAUAUCUCCUUAUGAUGAAAUGCUAUGAUCUUGCCAAGUUCACUAUUUAUCAAGUAGCAGAAAUGAACAAAGGUCUCAUUAAGUUGAGCCCUAUACAGCAAGCGCUCGUUUAUUCGUUUUGUGAGAACCACGACAAGGCCAUCCAGGUCUUGGAUGGGCUCAUUUUGAACAGGCCGGAUAUCACCACGUACACUCUCUUAGCAAAAACCCAAAUGAAGGCCAAGAGAAGAAAGGAAGCCAUGAGAAUGCUUAAAAAGGCGUUGGAAGUUUUUUCUCAUUCAGAUAAAGGACCAAAUGCCGUAGCGGCUUCAGCAGACUGUCUGUAUAACUUGGGUCUUUGUUACAUGGACGAAGGCAACUUACAAAUGGCUUUAGAUUCGUUUACUAAAGCUGUGAAAGCAAAUCCUGAUUUUGCAGAAUGCUUUUAUCAACGUGGGCUUUGUAAGGUAAAACUCCACAAGGAUAACUCGAUUCUGGAUUUUAAUCGUGCAAUUACCCUCGAUCCCAAACAUUACCAGGCAUAUUUAAGCCGAGUAGCCUUCUAUGGUUUGAAAGGCAGAUACUCCAAAGCAAUCUUGAACUGUAACGAAGCCAUCAGGAUUUAUCCCCAGAGCGUGCGUGCCUAUAUCUCCCGAGGAGUUCUGAAAUACUACAACAAGACUUACAAGCUAGCGAUUACAGAUUUAACUACAGCCAUCAACAUGGACAAGAACAGUUAUGUAGCAUUUUAUAACAGAGCGUUAUGUUACACCAGGAUAGGUGAACUUCAAAUGGCAUUAACGGAUUAUGGAAUUGUGCUGCUUCUUGAUGCUGGAGAAACGGUGACAUUAAAUACCUUCAUUAAUCGUGGACUCAUCUACGUAGAGCUCGAGCAGUACAGUUUCGCGUUAGAGGAUUUCAAGCAAGCUGCACUGAUAAGCAAGACUAGUGUGAGCCUUUGUCAAGCCACUGCCAUAUGCCAUCACAGGAAUAAAGAAUUUGAAGAAGCUGUCGAUUUCUUCACUUGGGCUCUUAAAAUUAAUCCACAUUUUCUGGAUGCUUACGUUGGACGGGGAAAUUCUUACAUGGAGUAUGGCCGUGAUGAAGCCACCAAACAAGCACAGAAGGACUUCCUGAAAGUGUUGCAUUUCAAUCCAGCGUACACAAAAGCCAGAAUUAGUUUAGGCUAUAACUUGCAGGCCCAAGAAAAAUUCCAGAAAGCUUGGAACCACUUUACCGUUGCCAUAGAAGUUGAUCCAAAGAGCCACCUGGCCUAUGAAGGGAGAGCUGUGGUCUGUCUUCAGAUGGGCGACAAUUCUGCUGCAAUUCAGGAUAUUAAUGCUGCCAUAAAGAUCAAUACAACGGCAGAAUUCUUAACAAACCGUGGUGUGAUUCAUCAGUUUAUGGGUCAACAACAGAACGCAAUGAAAGACUAUCAAGCGGCAAUUUCUCUAAACCCUGAGUACUCGCUGGCUUACUUUAACGCGGGAAAUAUCUACUUUCAUCACAGGCAGUUUUCCCAGGCCAGUGACUACUUCUCAAAGGCUUUAAAAUUUGAUCCAGAAAAUGAAUAUGCUACCAUGAAUCGAGCUAUUGCAAAUACAAUAUUAAAGAAAUACAAAGAAGCAGAAGAAGAUUUUGCAAAUGUAGUUAAAAACUGCCCCUCUUGGGCUGCAGUAUAUUUUAACAGAGCACACUUGCACUGUUGCUUAAAGCAGUACGAGCUGGCUGAGGGAGACCUAACUGAAGCCCUGUCUUUGAAGCCUAACGAUGCUCUGGUGUAUAAUCUUAGAGCAGAAGUUCGUGGCAAAAUCGGGCUGAUCGAGGACGCUAUGGCUGACUAUACCCGAGCGCUCGAUCUGCAAGAAUAUGGCUCAGUGAUAUGAUUGCAUAGACUGGCUUCUGGCGUGGUUCACACAGCUCUUCUUCCAGAAAUCGAGACUCAUUUGUUGUUUAAAAGAUGACACUAUCUUCAUUGUCGUAUUCAUUAUAUUUUGUUAUCUGUGUAACCCUUUAAUACAUUUUAACAAUACAUUUAUGUUCUAUAUAAAUUAUAAAACUUUCAGAUCAUUUUCUGCAUAUUUGGAAUAACUAAAAAAUGAAUUUCUUCAUAAGCUGCAGAAUUUAAGUGAGUAUUUCUUAAGGAAUAUCAACACUUUAAACAUUUUCUUUAAAGUAAAAUAACUCCUUUUGAAAUACUACUGCAUGGUUGUAGAAGAUGUGGCAUCGACCUUUUCAUCAAUACCUACUCAUAACAUAUUUAACAGUCUCCAGAUUAAAAACAAUAAAUAUGGAGCCCAUGGCUAUAGAAA